AUGGCCGAUCUAGCAUCUCUCCCAAAAGACUGGAUCCUCACCUCAAGCCAGUUUACCAGAAAGGCUCACACCAAUGUUUACCCUGCCAUUCAUCCAGGAAAAGCGGAUAACUCUCUCAAAGGGAAGACGGUGGUUGUCACCGGCGCCAGUCGCGGGAUUGGGGCUCGAGGCAUUGCACCGGCCUUUGUCGAAGCCGGCGUCAAAGCCAUCGUACUCAUAGCUACAAAUCCAGCCAAACUGGUGAACGUUGAGGAGGAACUGAAGAUGAUCAACCCGGAUCUUGAAACCCUUUCUCUGAGUGUGGAUGUCUCAUCGCGUGACCAAGUUGCUAAGGCCUGGCUUGGGAUCAAAGCCAGAUAUCAUAGGGUUGAUAUCCUGGUCAAUAACGCUGGUGUGGAAAGUACCGACAGUGACAAGACCCAUGAGCAGGAUCCGGAUAUCUUUUUCAGAAACUUUGAAGUCAAUGUCAAAGGCACCCAUAUCAUGACACAACAGUUUCUGAAAGCCGCGGUUUCGUGGGCCACGACCGCUAACCCUGCCAGGGUUAUCAACAUGUCCAGCUCGAGCGCCUGGGGAACUUGGCCUUUCCUAGCCGCAUACUCUAACAGCAAAGCUGCCCUGAUCCACUACACCACGACGCUUGCCGCCUCCUAUCCAGGCAUGGUGCUCGCCAUUGCAGUCAAUCCCGGUCUUAACGAUACCGAUAUUAUCCCCCAAACCCUUCGAGCGGCUGGAUUCAACUUCAACGACCCAGCCCUAACAGGGGCUACCUUGGUUUGGCUGACGGCGGACCCAGUGAGGAGUCAGUUUUUAAAUGGAAGGGUGGUCACGGUUGAGUGGGAUGUUGAGGAACUGAUGGCCAGGAAGGAAGAGAUUACGAAGAAUAAUCUCUUGACUAUGCAACUCAAUGCAGUAUUGGGGAAAGGUCAGUUUGCAGAUUAA
This is a messenger RNA of Penicillium crustosum, 942 nucleotides long. Its product is annotated as SDR family NAD(P)-dependent oxidoreductase. Lineage: Eukaryota; Fungi; Ascomycota; Eurotiomycetes; Eurotiales; Aspergillaceae. The coding region runs from base 1 to 942 and encodes 313 amino acids. The transcript is spliced from 2 exons. Gene Ontology annotation, molecular function: oxidoreductase activity, acting on the CH-OH group of donors, NAD or NADP as acceptor. The record is from RefSeq and is a predicted model, not a curated record.